AUGCCAGCCCAGUACGCCAUCCCGCCGCCCUCAAGCAACAGCGCGCCGACUCGCUCCACAGCAGCCGCAAUGCCCCCACCACCACCGCCACCAGCACAGCAUCCCGCACCCCUCCCCUCCAGCGCCGGCGUCCCACCUCCCCCUGCCCCGCCAUCCUCAUCCGCAAUCCCGCAGCCCUCGCCCUUCGAGUCCGGCCAACAACACCCCCCAGCCGCCCCCGGAGCACCAACCCACGGCCACCGCGCGCGCCACUCCCUCGAGCACCCGCCCAACUACGCGCAGAACCCCUACAUCGACGGGAGUGCCGCGCAGCGGAACGCGCUGCUCGAUGCGGCCGAGGCGGAGCGGAGGGAGCGGAAUAGCGUUGGUGCCUGGGUCGGUGCUGUUGGGGAGAAGCUGAGGGAGGUUGAGGAGGGGGUUUGGAGGGUUGUCGGUGGGGGGAAGUGA
Messenger RNA from Coniosporium apollinis CBS 100218, 447 nucleotides. RefSeq lists its product as uncharacterized. NCBI's taxonomy places the organism in Eukaryota, Fungi, Ascomycota, Dothideomycetes. Bases 1 to 447 code for a protein of 148 amino acids. The record is from RefSeq and is a predicted model, not a curated record. The transcript has a single exon.